This is a messenger RNA of Echinops telfairi (small Madagascar hedgehog), 3163 nucleotides long. RefSeq names its product DEAH-box helicase 35 (gene DHX35). Gene Ontology annotation, molecular function: RNA binding. Bases 17 to 2122 code for a protein of 701 amino acids. The record is from RefSeq and is a predicted model, not a curated record. The transcript has 21 exons. NCBI's taxonomy places the organism in Eukaryota, Metazoa, Chordata, Mammalia, Afrosoricida, Tenrecidae. Gene Ontology annotation, cellular component: intracellular anatomical structure; catalytic step 2 spliceosome.
GACCUUUCACCCCAGCAUGGCUGCGCCCGUGGGACCCGUGAAGUUCUGGCGACCUGGCACCGAGGGGCCAGGCGUCAGCAUCGCUGAAGAACGACAGAGCCUAGCGGACAACGCUGUGACAAGCGUUGUUUACAAUCCUCAUGCCGCCCUCUCCAUAGAGCAGCAGAGGCAGAAGCUGCCGGUGUUCAAGCUUAGGAAUCAUAUAUUGUACUUGCUAGAAAACCAUCAGACGGUGGUGAUUGUUGGAGAAACAGGAUGUGGGAAAAGCACGCAGAUCCCACAGUACCUUGCAGAAGCUGGCUGGACAGCCGAAGGCAGAGUGGUCGGUGUGACCCAGCCUCGAAGAGUGGCUGCUGUUGCAGUUGCAGGGAGAGUUGCGGAGGAAAGAGGUGCGGUGCUGGGCCAUGAGGUGGGCUACUGCAUCCGCUUUGACGACUGUACCGACCUGCUGGCUACAAGAAUUAAGUUUUUGACUGAUGGAAUGCUGGUCAGGGAGAUGAUGGUUGACCCUUUGCUAACCAAAUAUAGUGUCAUCAUGCUGGACGAAGCCCACGAGAGGACCUUGUAUACCGACAUUGCCAUUGGCUUGUUGAAAAAGGUUCAGAAGAAGCGAGGGGACCUUCGACUGAUCGUGGCCUCAGCCACUCUGGAUGCAGAGGUAAGAGGACCCUUUUCCCAGGAGACACUGGAGCCAGCUGGCAGUUCAUUAGGGUCUCUAACCAACGAGCAGACCAUGGUGAUGGACUUAACCCUAGAUCUUUUCAGUCCUGUUCCAGAUUAUAUCAAAUCAACUGUUGAGACGGUGGUGAAGAUUCACCAGACAGAGGGCGAUGGAGAUGUACUGGCAUUCCUUACUGGCCAGGAGGAGGUGGAAGCCGUCGUGUCCAUGCUCAUUGAGCAGGCUCGCUCCUUGGCCCGCACCGGGAUGAAGAAGCACCUGCGCGUUCUCCCCAUGUACGCUGGGCUGCCUGCCUUUGAGCAGAUGAAAGUGUUUGAACGAGUGCCACGCAGCGUCAGAAAGGUGAUAGUAGCCACCAAUGUGGCGGAAACCUCCAUCACCAUCAGCGGCAUUGUGUACGUGAUCGACUGUGGCUUCGUGAAGCUCCGGGCCUACAAUCCCAGGACGGCCAUUGAAUGCUUGGUGGUGGUCCCUGUAUCCCAGGCCUCAGCCAACCAGCGUGCAGGCCGUGGUGGCCGUAACCGCUCAGGAAAAUGUUACCGACUUUAUACAGAGGAAGCCUUUGACAAGCUGCCCCAAGCCACCGUGCCUGAGAUGCAGCGCAGCAACUUGGCGCCUGUCAUCCUUCAGCUGAAAGCGCUGGGAAUCGACAAUGUCCUCAGGUUCCACUUCAUGUCGCCCCCGCCAGCACAGUCCAUGGUCCAAGCUUUGGAGUUACUCUAUGCCCUGGGAGGCCUGGACAAGGACUGUCGCCUCACCGAGCCGCUUGGCAUGAGGAUAGCGGAGUUUCCUUUGAAUCCCAUGUUUGCAAAAAUGCUGCUUGAAUCAGGACAUUUCGGCUGUUCUCAAGAGAUCCUCAGCAUUGCGGCCAUGAUGCAGAUCCAGAACAUCUUUGUGAUCCCCCCCAACCAGAAGUCUCAAGCGAUCCGCGUGCACCGCAAGUUUGCUGUGGAGGAGGGCGAUCAUCUCACCAUGCUCAACGUGUAUGAAGCAUUCAUCAAGCACAGUAAGAGCUCUCAGUGGUGCCAGGACCAUUUCCUGAAUUACAAGGGUCUCGUCAGAGCUGCGACUGUGAGAGAGCAGUUGAAAAAGCUGCUCGUCAAAUUCCAAGUACCCAAGAGAUCUAGUGAAGGUGACCCGGAUCCAGUUCUGAGGUGCAUCGUCUCGGGGUUCUUUGCAAAUGCUGCGAGGUUUCAUUCUACCGGAGCUUAUAGGACUGUCCGGGAUGAUCAUGAAUUGCACAUCCACCCUGCCUCAGUUCUGUAUGCAGAGAAGCCACCUCGCUGGGUGAUCUACAAUGAAGUCAUACAAACCGCCAAGUACUACAUGAGAGACGUGACUGCUAUUGAGUCAGCGUGGCUGUUGGAGCUGGCUCCACACUUCUAUCAGCAAGGAACGCACCUGUCUCUGAAAGCCAAAAGGGCCAAGGUCCAGGACUUGUGAGCGGAGCUAGGCAGCAGUGGACAGAGACUGCUGGGCGUCCCUCGGAUGAGAACUGGCUUAGUUCACGAGGACCUUCCCAGUGCCGAAGUGGACUGCAGCCCGUCCUUAGCCCCUCCUUCCCACUCCCUUCAGCAUCGCCCCUGGCUGGGACCCCGGAUGCGUUUCUGCAUGGGUAGGCCACGGCAGCUUCCCCGGCACCGCACAGGCCUUCGGGAGGCACUAUGAGCGCUCACUACGCAGCAUGCACUUAGAGCUGGCACACCUAGCCUGACGGGGAACUAGGAGAGAUGUCCCCACCGACGGUGGAAGUGGUGUGUGCAGUGUACAGAGCACCCGCUGGGCAGGCUGGCCCUGCUGGGGUCACAUCUGUUCCCACACUGUGCUCGCUGUGCCUGGGCAGAACCAGCUGGGACCGACAUCAUGAGACCUUGGAACCACUGGCUGUUCCUGCCCAAAUCACCAAGGAGCGUGUCUGGCAGGCACAGGGUCUCCCAAACCAUGCCCCGUCCUCUGCGGCCAGGACACUUGCCAAGGGCUUGGCGAUGGGCAGAAAGGACUUGGCACUGCCCCAUGUUAGCUAGGCGCAGUCCCUUUUCCUUGGGACUUAGCGUCCCUUCCUGCCGCCCUGGCAAUGGGCGGAGUCUUCCCGAGGGAGGACCCGGGGCUCAGACUGAGGGGUCGGGCGGCACCCAGGGGUCCGACACCUCUAGCUCAGGAACAUGACUACUGCGGUUGGUCUUGAUUGCCUUUCUGUAAGAACACGGUGUGGCGUGGCAGUCCCAGCAGGCACUGGUGUCGCCGUUGCCCCCGAGCUGCUCUGCUGUGAAGAUGUUUGCUUUCAACACAGUGGCUGUUACGGCCUCUCACCCCACCCCCACCCCUACAGUGUCAGCGACAUGUAGCUUGAGAAUUUUAUUUUUCUACUGAUAUAAGUUUGGAUAGGCCACUUUGGGAACCAAACCCAAAUGUCAUUUUUAUUUCUAUUUUAUAAACAGGUAAUAACAAACUUUAUACGUGAAGUAAAUGUGCCCCCUCCCAUCU